AUGCAGCAGUCAGUUGUUUACAAAUUCUUAGGUGACGUUGCCAUGUUGUCUCCCACUACCAUGGUGUCUCCCAUUACCAUCCUCUACAGCUUCCCCGGUGUUACAUCCGGCGUCGACCCUGACUCGAACCUCGUCAUCGGCCUCGCGGCCACCAACGCCAAGGCGGUAGGAUACAAUCUGACGUGCGGCGACGCUUCACUACGAUCCUCACACCGGGCGCGGCUUUGCGACUUCUUCCACCUCAGUGUUCUCGGUCAACCUGGUCUUCCACCCGCACGUCUAUAUGUUGCAGCUGUAGUGCUGUAUGACCAAGCCAAGCUCAAGGAGGCGAUAGAGAUCCAGACAAGAUUAACCGAGUGGACUGGGCCCUUGGCCGGCUGGGCGUGGUGCACUUGA
Molecule: messenger RNA, 396 nt
Organism: Hirsutella rhossiliensis
Lineage: Eukaryota; Fungi; Ascomycota; Sordariomycetes; Hypocreales; Ophiocordycipitaceae
Exons: 1
Coding region: 1-396 (131 amino acids)
Source: RefSeq, a predicted model, not a curated record